This is a messenger RNA of Trichoderma atroviride IMI 206040, 612 nucleotides long. RefSeq lists its product as uncharacterized. Lineage: Eukaryota; Fungi; Ascomycota; Sordariomycetes; Hypocreales; Hypocreaceae. The record is from RefSeq and is a predicted model, not a curated record.
AUCCCCUCGGCUGCUAGAGGAAUCUUUGGUAUCGUUACGACGGGAGUUCACAUGAACAUGUUCACCAUAAGAGGAGGCGGCAUCUAUGUGUGGGUUUCGCGACGCUCUCAAAAUGUCACAUAUGCCGGAAAGCUUGACCAGCUUGUUGCUGGAGCGAUGGAUCCGGAAGACAACAUGGACCCUCUGGUGACGCUGCAACGUGAAGCUAUGGAAGAGGCAGGGCUUGCUGUUGACAUUCACACGAAAAUGGUUACUUGGAGGGGUAUCUAUGUCGGCAGAGCCGCUGGCGGGUCUCUGAUUUCAUUCUAUGAUCAGAAAGACCACAUUGCCGGCAGUGAGGAGGGCCACAUUGAGCCUGGUAUCCGAUACACCUAUGACCUCGAAGUCAGCCCUGGGUUUGUCCCGUACCCAGAGGAGCCAGAGUCGAUUGAUGGGUUUGUACUGAAGCCCGUGGAGGAGGUGAAGCGUGACUUGAAGAAUGCAGAGUGGAAGCCCAACUGUGGACUCGUGAUGCUGGAUUUCUUGCUUCGGAAGGGUGUGAUUAGGGAGGAGGAUGACGUAAAGUUUGGAAUGCUUAGACGCGGCCUUUACAGGAACCUGCCACUUCGGAUU